AUGGGGCCGCUGGAGCUGCUCCUCGUGGCGGCGGCGGGGGUGGGCGCCGUCCCGCUCCCUACCGCUCCUGCCGCCGCCGGCCCGAGCGCGCAGUGCGUGGAGUCGCGCUGCUUCGCCUUGUUCUGGGAGGCGCGGAGCUUCGCGGCGGCGGGCGCGGCGUGCUCGGCGGGCGGCGGGCGGCUGCUGUGGGCGCGCUCGACGGUGGCGGCCGAGGCGGCGGAGCUGCUGCUGCGCGGGCGGGCGGGGGGCGCGUGGCUGGGCCUGCGGCUGCGCGAGGGCCGCUGCGUGGAGGCGGGCGCGGCGCUGCGCGGCUUCCAGUGGGAGGCGGGCGACGAGCGCACGGACUACGCGGCGUGGGCGGGGGGCGGGCCGGCGGAGGGCACGUGCGGGCCGCGCUGCGUGGCCGUGAGCGGCGAGCUGCGCUGGGAGGAGCGCGCGUGCCACGCCGCCGCCGCCGGCUUCCUGUGCGAGUACAGCUACCCGGCGGGCGCCAUGUGCGCGCCCCUGGCCCUGCCCGCCCGCUACGGCACCCCCUUCGGCGCGCGCGACGCCGACCUGCCCGCCUUCCCGCCCGCCACCCGCGCCCACGUGCCCGGCCUCGAGCUCAGCCUGCAGUGCCGCCGCGGCGCCUGGGACGCCGACAAGCCGGGCGCCUGGCCCUGCCAGCUGGAGGGCGGCGGCUGCGAGUGGCGCUGCCGCGAGGAGGACGACGAGGGCGGCAGGAGGCGCCCGCUCUGCACCUGCCCCGAGGGCGCGGCCCUGGGCCCCGACGGCCGCCGCUGCCUCUCGCCCUGCGCCCGGCUGCGCUGCGAGCACCUGUGCCAGCCGCAAGGGGAGCGCGCCCUCUGCAUGUGCGAGGAGGGCUACCGGCUGGGCGCCGACGGCCGCAGCUGCAACGACGUCGACGACUGCCGGGACACGCCGGGCCUCUGCAGCCAGCAGUGCGUCAACACCGCCGGGGGCUUCCGCUGCCAGUGCUUUGCCGGCUACACUUUGGUGGAGGGCAGCUGCCUCAAGACGGCCAGCCUUUGCUUUCACGCCGGCUGCGAGCAGGACUGCGCCGUGGUCGACGGCGCCGCGCGGUGCGCCUGCUUCGAGGGCUUCGCUCCCCAGCCCAAGGACCCGCGCCGCUGUGUCAGGGCCUGCAACCGCUCCGAGUGCCCUGCCCAGUGCGACCCGCACACCGGAGACACCUGCUAUUGCCCCGACGGCUACAUCAUCCAGGAAUAUGACGACGGGAGAAAGGUUUGCACGGAUAUCGACGAGUGCGAGGAAGGCUACUGCGCGGGGGAAUGCCGCAAUCGCUUCGGCGGUUAUGAAUGCUCCACCCAGAGACCUGACACGGACAGCGCCUCUCAAAGACCGGACUACGAUGGCUCAGGGGAGGUGAGCCUUUACUCCACUGCAACCCCCGUGCUCACUUCUGCGCCACCGAGGGUCAGUCACGGCCCAGGGAUCCUGGUUGCUGUCAUCCUGAGCACAGCGCUCUCCUUUGGGGCAUUAGCGGCAGUUGUGUACUGUCUGCUGAAAAGGCUGCGUGCUUCACCAACCAGGAAGGAUUACAAAUGCCAGCAGCUGGAGACUGAAGUGGGCAUGCGACAGGUUAGGCCUGAGAGCCCCUCUUGCAAACAGAAAAUGUAGGGGACUUCCUUGGGAGAGGAGAGAGUGGCAUUAAUUGGUCUAAGUUAUUUUUUAAAAGGGGUGAAAAUGGAUACUAGCUGCAGACUGACUAAUUGGCAUGGAUGCAUUUUUUUUUCAUGGUUGCCUGAAGGAACGCUGGGGUGGGGGAAGGGGGGUGUUCCUGGAUUUUGUAAAACAUUGUGAAUCCUGAAGCACUGAAAGCAGCAGCGAUGGUUGCGCCGUGAAACGAAGUCCUUGGCGUUUGGGGAGUUUUCUCCAGAUGAAGGAUUAAGGAUUUGGUGUUUCAUUGGCCAGAGAAGUUGAGGACCGUGUAUUUAGGACAUCUGGUGAACUGGAAGAAACUGCAUAUUCUUUGGCUAAAUGCAGACACUCUUUUUUUUUUUAAAGAUAUUUUUGAGUUGCCAAAGAUGACAAUGCUUGCAUUUUGUAGUUUUGUUUUUGGGUUUUGUGUGUGUGUGUGUUGUUGCUUACAGACCGAUCUGUGUAUUAUCCCUGCUAUAUUCAGAGUGGGUGUGUUUGCAUCCAUGAUGGUAAACAGUUGCUUGCAAAAGAUCAUGCCAAAUAGACAUGGAAGGGCAUAACCCUGUGAGAAGUUCUCCUGUUCUACUGGUGCUGAAAAGAGAGAGGUGCUAUUCUACUGCUGUCUCUCCCCCCUACUCCCACCCCAUGGCCUGGAAGAAUUUUCCCUUAGGUCUGUAUAGUACCAAAAUACUUCUGUGUCCUUGAUGACGAGCACAGAUCACUUGCUUUACAAACAGUACUUUCUUCUUUUGUAUUGUUCCUAUGGAUAUUCUUUUGCCAUUUCAUGUUCUUGUUUUGCCAUAGAUCUUUCAUAACAUCCUGAAUGUUCUGUGUGCCCUUGGGCAUGUUGGCACAUUAAAUGGGCUGCUCUCUGCAAAGCACUGCUGUUUUACAUUGCAGAAGAAACUUUCUGUGAGAGACAUAGUGAUAACCCCAACAGCCAUAAAUCCCAUGCAGCCGCUAACAUAAAAAAUCCAGUUUACUGGACAGCAACUUACAUUUACAAUGGGAUUUAGACUCUUCAUAGGCAUGGUUUCUUUUCACAGAAGCACCUCAAUGUAUAUUCCAAGUUUUCAUGCUAGUUAGGCAUGAAAGGACAAUUAGCUCACUCUACUUAUAUUAGCAACCUUAUCUGCUACUAUCAGUUAAGCAGCCUGGAUUUUAAAAAGUGACCAUUAGAUGCGUAUCAGCCUUAGUGUCUCUGCUGCUACCUUCUGGCCUUCCCUGGUAAUGGCACCAAAUCCCCUUUCCCCCUUCAGUGACAGUAGCUGCAACAAAGAUCCAUGCUCUUCCCUUAUGGUGGGGAGUUCUGAAAAAACAGUUUUUAAGUAUUGUCAAUUUUUAAGGAUCCUGAAUGUUUAAAAAACGGGCCUUAAAACAACGUGAAGUCAAUAGUUGUUAGAUCUGUGUAAAUCCUUGAGCACAACAGCCAAAUUUAAACAUUUAGUGAAGACUUAUUUUUCAAGAAGAUGGACUAAAGCAUGAUUUUGGUUCUCUUGUUGUACAGCUCAGUGUGAGCCCAGCAGCACCUUAGAGACCUAAUGAGGUUUUUGGGAUAUGAGCUUUUAUGAGUCAAAGUUCCCUUUGUCAGAUAUAAGUCAGAAUGAAGAUCUCAUUGUUUUGUCCCAGUCAGAAGGUGGGAGGGGUGUUGCAAAGAAGGAACUCGGGAAGCAUAGGCACAAUGUGCAUUGUAUUCUACUUUAUUAGAUAUGAUAGAUGUUAAUUUGCUCUUUGCUCUAAUCAAGCUAAUUACUGUGUGCAUUGGACUUCUGCAUCCUGCACCCCGAAAAUCUUGUUGGUUUAUUAGUUGCUCCUGAACUCAAAUCUGCAGCUCUCCUUAUAUCUUAAGUCAUACAAUUUUAGGAGGAGAACCAUAAACUGAGCUUUAACAGGAUUUAUACCACUAACAAAUUACCAUGAUUAAGCUAUAAAGCAAGCUGCCUCUCUCUGGAGUGCUUUUGUAUGUAUGUAUGAUUUAUGAUUCCAGUGCAACACGACUUUCAUAGAAAUGAGCAAAUGGGUGUGACCAACAAAUGUUGCUGAACACAAUGUAGUUCUCGAUUAAACAUUUUAUUAUGGUGUAAA
Messenger RNA from Heteronotia binoei (common prickly gecko), 3747 nucleotides. RefSeq names its product thrombomodulin (gene THBD). Gene Ontology annotation, cellular component: membrane; extracellular matrix; external side of plasma membrane. The record is from RefSeq and is a predicted model, not a curated record. Gene Ontology annotation, biological process: cell migration. Gene Ontology annotation, molecular function: transmembrane signaling receptor activity; calcium ion binding; extracellular matrix binding. The transcript has a single exon. NCBI's taxonomy places the organism in Eukaryota, Metazoa, Chordata, Lepidosauria, Squamata, Gekkonidae. Bases 1 to 1641 code for a protein of 546 amino acids.